CUUCCCCCCUCGGGGAGAAAGUGAGGUUAGGUGCCGCAGGGUUGACGAUUUAUUUACUUAUCUGUCUUUCUUUUUCGCUGAUGCCUUGACGCGAUGGAGAAGCAUUCGCGCGACCACAGUAAACACAGAUCGAGGAAGGUGCGCGACGAUGAUCGCAGGGGCGAGGACCGAACGUCGCGAGGGACGCGCGAGAGGAUCCGCGAUCGCGCGGAGCACCGGUCGAGUGGCUCGAAAUCCAGACGCGAAAGCUCGGCGAGGUCCAGCGAGAGGCGCAAGAAGUCGAGGGACGACUCCCGCUCGCGUCGCGAGUCGCGCAAGUCUUCCAAGCAUAAGAGCCGAAAGAGGGAGUCAUCCUCAUCGUCGUCGUCCUCGACCUCGUCUGACUCGAGCAGGUCCAGCAACGGUUCGUCCACAGACUCGUCCUCGGACUCCACGAAAUUGCUGGAGAAACUGCAGAAGCAACGGCAGAAGCAGACGGAGGAGCGUAAACGUCAGAAGGAAUUGAUGAAGGCGACGGAGACCCCGGAGGAAAAGCGUUUGCGCCGCCUGAAAAAGAAAGAAGCCAAGGAACGCAAGCGUAAGGAGAGAAUGGGCUGGGACAACGACUACUUGCACUACACGAAUACAGAUAAUCCGUUCGGAGAUGGCAACAUCCUGUCUACCUUUGUAUGGUCAAAGAAGCUGGGAAAGGAGGGCCUGCUCGGCGUGGGCAGAGAGGCACUGGAGAUUCGUAACAGGCACAAGCAGGAGGAGAACAAGCGGGAAUUGGAGAAGGUGAAGAAAAGGAGGCAGGAAAGAGAGCUGGAGCGGCAGCAGAGGGAGGAGGAGAUGACCAUGUUGCAGCGAGGCAAGGAGGCCGCCCAGUUGGAGCAAUGGGCUCGGCAGGAGGAUCAGUUUCACCUCGAGCAAGCCAGACUGAGAUCCCGCAUCAGGAUCCAGGACGGCCGUGCGAAACCUAUCGAUCUUCUCGCAAAAUACAUCAGCGCGGAGGAAGAGGUCGACGCGGUGGAGAUGCACGAGCCGUACACGUACUUGCGAGGUCUGCACGUGAAGGACUUGGAGGACCUUAUAGAGGACAUAAAGGUUUACAAGGAACUCGAGAGGGGCAAGAACUUAGAUUACUGGAACGAUAUAACGGUAAUCGUGGAAGACGAAUUACACAAACUCAGGAAGUUGGAACGAACGGAAUACGAAGUUGCUGUUGGCAGAAGAGAAGGGAUUCAUGAAUCUGUCGCCAAAGAUGUCACGGCCAUUUUUAAGGGUAAAACCGCGACGCAGUUGGAAGCCUUGCAAUUGCAAAUUCAGAGGAAAAUUACAGGGAAGCCAGAAGGCGUCGAUAUCGGAUAUUGGGAAAGCCUUUUGUCUCAGUUAAAAGCCCACAUGGCGAGGGCGCGGCUCAGAGAUCGGCAUCAAGAAAACUUGCGUAAAAAGUUGGAAGUUCUGAUUGCCGAGCAAGGAGUGGCUAGAGCGGAAAACGAGGCCGAAGGCUCACAGUCGCAGGAAAACGAGUCAACUGUAAAGCAAGGUGAACCUUCAUCCAGCACAGCUGUCGAGAAGGACGAAAAUAGUCAUUCUGACGAUGAUCGAGAAGAGACAAACGCCGCCAACGAUCUAUUGUCCGAAUCCUUUCGCGAGUACGAAACGGGCGGCUACUCGCCCACUUAUAUGUCUUACUCGCAACUCGAACCGGGCACGUUCAUCACGCAGGAGGAGGAGGACAGUCAGCGAUUGGAGUACGCGAGGCAGCAGGUCCUCAGCACCGGCAGGAAGAUUCAGAAUGUGCUGACGAGUGAGGAGCAGGCUAUGCACCGGGAGGCGCGCAAGGGCAUGGGCUCGGACGAGGCGCAGUUCAGCGUCGAGUCGUCGCUGGAGGCGCAGAUCUAUCUGUGGUCCGAUAAAUAUCGGCCGCGUAAACCGCGCUACUUCAACCGCGUGCACACCGGCUUCGAGUGGAACAAGUACAAUCAGACGCACUACGACAUGGACAAUCCGCCGCCGAAGAUCGUGCAGGGCUACAAAUUCAACAUCUUCUAUCCGGACCUCAUCGACAAGAAUACCACGCCGGAAUAUUUCCUUACAACAGACGGCAAAAAGCCGGAGAGGCCGAAGACGGCGAAUCUCGCGAAGCCGAGUGUGCUGGACCCCGCGCUUGUGGAUAAGCUCGACAUGUCGUUGCUCAGUAAGGAAUUGCUCAGCGACUCGAUGACGCGUUUCCAUCGGUUGUCCACGAACGGCAAGCCGGUCAGUGGGGGCACGACAUCGUCGUCGUCAUCGUCGUCCCUCUCAUUGCUGUUGCCGUCACCGCCGUCAGCAACACGACGACGCCAGAGCGCCGCCGUCAACGUCGCGACGACCACCACCUGGUUGUCUCGCGACGACGUCCCAGUGCGUCGUAAGCGACGGAGCAUCGAGCAGAUUUACGAGCCGCGGGUCGCAAAGGGCCAAAUGGAGGAGAUCGACGGGUCGCGAUCGCCCGCUGGAAGUCAGAAGACUACGUCGCCCGCCGCCACCGCGAUGCAGGAGCAUGCGUCCAUCAAACGAAACUCCGACAUGAAAAGGCUCGACGAUAACAAUAAUAAAAACAGUCCUCCCAAAGUGCUAUCGACGGUGAAGAAGAAGAACUCGAGAUCCGGUUUAUCGAGUGACCUGGAAAUAUUUACCGCCACGUCGGCGAAAAGCCUUGCCCCGGAGCCUUGCAAGACCUGCGGACGUCCGGAUCAGCCGGAGAGAUUCCACAGUCACCCGAAGGGCAGUCAGAAAAUCAAGGAUAUCCCAGCGACGACGACGAAACCGAAACCCGUUGUGCCACCGCCACCGGUACCAAAGUCCAUCCAGAAGCCGGUAGCGUUAAACUUCCGUAGCGACCGGAACAAGAAUAAAUUAGAUGACGUCGAAACAAAGUCGAGUCCGGUCGUCCCUCAGGAUCUUCCCUCUCAGGAUCCGGAUCAGCAAGACAGAUCGUCGUCCGCGCGGAUGAAGCGAGGGCGCAAAACCAUCACGUGCUACGUAUGCAGUCGGGAAUUCGGCACCGCCAGUUAUCCCAUACACGAGCCUAAGUGCAUGGAGAAAUGGGAACGCGAGAAUAACAUGCUGCCUCCGUCUCAAAGACGACCCAGGCCGCAAAGACCCGCGGUUAGCAUCGAGCACAACGAUUGGAACGCAGCCGCAUGGGAGCAAAGUCAGGAGCAAUUAGUUCCGUGUGCAAAGUGUGGAAGGACGUUUUUGCCGGAACGAUUGCCGGUCCACGAGAGAAGCUGCAAAGCCACGCCGAAGAAUAACGAACGACUGGCCACGACAGCAAUCGUGCGUAAUGGGCCGCCUACUGUUCCUUGUCGCGUUUGCGGUCGAAAAUUCGGCACCAGGAGCAUCAAGAUCCACGAGCCUCAGUGCAACAGGCGAUGGCAAGCGCAGAGUCAGCAGGAAGAUCAAGCCCUCUACAAACAGAAAUCAGCCGAUAGUGGACAGGAAAAAUCGUCGAUGUAUCCGGAUUUACCGCAAAAGAAAACAGUUACGUGUUAUAUUUGUGGCCGAGAUUUCGGAUCCUCCAGUAUCGCCAUUCACGAGCCCCAGUGCUUGAAGAAGUGGCAUGCCGAGAAUGACAAGCUGUCGCCGGCUCGAAGAAGAAAGGAGCCGCAAAAACCCGACAUUAUAUACAUACAGGAUCCUCAAACGGGAAGCAUGGUGGUCGACCAGACGGCGACGGUGGAGGCCAACUGGAUGACGCAUCUGAGCCAGCUGGUGCCCUGCAAGCGUUGCGGAAGGACCUUUAAUCCCGAUCGUGUGAACAUUCACGAGAAAAGCUGCAAAGGAAGCCGUUAAUGAGUCCAUUGGUUCUCUAUCAUCCUGUCGUCAGAAUAUGUUAUACUAAUCAAGUAUUGCUUAUACUUUCUAGAAGUGAUCCGUUUGUUUUUAUAUGGCCGGAUAUCGAAUAACACCGAUUGUGUAACAUAUAUAUAUAUAGGUAGCGUAUUCAUAUGCGGCGUUCGGAAUUUUUUACUUAAAACUCGCUUCUAUGUAGAUUAACUUUAUUAAUUACCGAUGGCAUAUAUUGAUUAUGUAAUUCGCGAUUAGCGAUUUUCUAUUUCGAGUAAACGUUCGGACUGUAAAAGUGAGGGAUAAAAUCCAACACACGGCACCCGACGUGCACCUUCGCGUGAACGCACGAAUGUUGUUAGACGUUACGGAUCAGUGCAUAUAUAAUUAUAACGCAAUUUAAGUUUAAUUAAUUACUCAAAUAAAUGAUCAGCUUAUUGUGUAUACGUGUCCCGGAGUUGUCGUCACUCUGGUUCACGGAUCGUCUCGUCGGUAUAUCGAUCCUGGAUCUGUUUCUUUUGCAGCAAUGUUGCGUCGUAUAAUUUUGUACCUAAAACGAAAUACAAUUAAACAACGAAGAAAGGGGAAUUAUGAAAAGUACAAAGAGUUCGGCUACAAAGAGCAAACGUCUUAGCGGGAAAACUCAAUGUCGAGCGAUAUAACGUCUUUGUAAUUGACUCGAACGAGAAAGUUUUAUAAAAUAAAGUCCAUUUAAAGGAGCAAAA
Messenger RNA from Temnothorax curvispinosus, 4538 nucleotides. RefSeq names its product cactin (gene cactin). Gene Ontology annotation, biological process: mRNA cis splicing, via spliceosome. The coding region runs from base 94 to 3819 and encodes 1241 amino acids. The transcript is spliced from 13 exons. The record is from RefSeq and is a predicted model, not a curated record. Gene Ontology annotation, molecular function: protein binding. Gene Ontology annotation, cellular component: spliceosomal complex; cytoplasm. NCBI's taxonomy places the organism in Eukaryota, Metazoa, Arthropoda, Insecta, Hymenoptera, Formicidae.